AUGCACGCUGUCUACAAGGCAACUGGCAAGAAGCUCCCACAUAAGGCGCAGAAGCAGUACACUUCCCGCAAGUGUAUGCACGUUCCACUCUCGCAGAGGAAGAAAGGCGAUCUAGUCUUCUGGGGCACGAACGGGAAUUGCAAGCGCGCUAUCAAGCAUGUGGCUAUCGUUAAGAACAAGCAGAAAACCACCAAUGCGCCGCGCAAGGGCAAGCCCAUUCGAGUGCAGAAUCAUUAG
This is a messenger RNA of Coniosporium apollinis CBS 100218, 237 nucleotides long. RefSeq lists its product as uncharacterized. The transcript has a single exon. Lineage: Eukaryota; Fungi; Ascomycota; Dothideomycetes. The coding region runs from base 1 to 237 and encodes 78 amino acids. The record is from RefSeq and is a predicted model, not a curated record.